CCUUACCUAGCCGUUAUGAGUUCCCCACAACCUCUACUAUACACUGUACCAUGAGCGCAACCGACCUCGAACCUCCGAAAGACCCAGUGCUUUACUCCCAUCCCCUCUAUACUAGUACGCCCUGUCCCGUACCUUCAUCGGACGAUGGCGACCUCUGUGUGGAGCUCCAGCCAGACGUGUUCACGUAUACGCACCGCGUCCUCUUCGGCACGGACAAGCUAGUUGUUGCUACAGGCAAGCUUUGUCCACGAGGCCUAGAAAUCCAUCACCCCUCCGCCUCCGGCGGAGAAACAGCCCUCAAGCGCCUACAGAUAGCGACCAUUGCACCCGGCGAUUAUCCGCAGAUCGUGGACGCGCUGACGCAGCACGCACUCGAGACACGGGACUUCACGCUCGUCGUCAGAGCUUCAGAUUCGGAAAAGGUGCUGGACCGGAUCCGCGUUCAUCGCGGCUUGCUGGCCGCGAGGAUCCCCUACUUCCGCUCACUGUUCUCCGGCGGGUUCAAAGACUCUUUGGGCGACGAGGCUACGCUACGGGACGACGUUGUCACCGCUUCCGCGGCGCGCCGGGUGGCGGCGUGGUGCGCUCUCGACUUUGAUACCGCCGCACUGGGAUUGGGGUCCGUGAAGGAGGCACUGGAGCUCGCUGUGGCCGCGGACUUCCUCUGCGCGGAUGAUCUGUGGGCGUUCGCGCUGGCCUCGGCCUGGAGCUCAAUGCCGCUUUGGCUAGUGAAGUGCGAUGUGUGCGCCGUGAGCAUCCCGGCGUUCCUGGAGGGGGUCGAGGCAAGCCCCGUGUUGAAGGAGAGGCUCCAAGAGGGUGUGCAGGCGUGUCUACGGAUACUUGCGACGCCGGAGGGCGUGCGAGUGUGGAAGCGUCCGUUGAUUUCCAUGUCGGACGCUAUUCUGAAGAGACUGGUGGCGACGGCAGAGGAAUACCUGGCAGAACAAGGCAGUAAGAAUGCGUAUAGGAUGUUUCUGUUUGUUUCGGAACUUGCAGCGAAGGUGAAGACUUCGCCGCUGAAGACGAGGUGGGAAGAGAUGUUGUUGCACCCAGUGUCGACUGCGUGCGCGCGAGUUGCUGCGGCUGAACUGGGCGACCGAUACCUUGUCCGCCUGGUCAAGCGAGUACAUAAACUCGUCGUUUGUCGCGACAAGAGCGUGGUGGAUGAAUUCCUGCAGUGCGUUGCGGGGACCGUGGAGAGACGGAAUGUGAAGGUGCUCUUGUUUGGAUUGGCGGAUGUGACAUUGCCAGAUUCUGAGGCUGUAGAGAAGGCUAGGGAAAUAGUUUUGAAGUGGCUGAAGAAGGAAUGGUUGAGUAUUGCUGUGGACGGAGGAUUUGCGGAGUGGGAGGCCGAGGAGAGGGAGUACCUGGCGUCCAAGCUCGGGAUUGCGGUUGAGGAUCUUGGAGUGACCGCGAGGGCGAGGCGUGUCGGCAGAGGACAUAGCAGCGGGAGUAGGGGGAAGACGUAGUAGCGGGAGUAUGUAGGCGGCGGCGCUGCAUCAACACGGGGAAGUCCAUUCUUUAGAAGGCUAGCGGUGUCUGAAAAGUUAUACAU
Molecule: messenger RNA, 1555 nt
Organism: Tricharina praecox
Lineage: Eukaryota; Fungi; Ascomycota; Pezizomycetes; Pezizales; Pyronemataceae
Exons: 1
Coding region: 51-1469 (472 amino acids)
Molecular function (GO): protein binding
Source: RefSeq, a predicted model, not a curated record